Molecule: messenger RNA, 309 nt
Organism: Glarea lozoyensis ATCC 20868
Lineage: Eukaryota; Fungi; Ascomycota; Leotiomycetes; Helotiales; Helotiaceae
Exons: 2
Coding region: 1-309 (102 amino acids)
Source: RefSeq, a predicted model, not a curated record
AUGUCGGGAAACACACAAACACCUCACCCAAGUUCAAAUGAGCCAUCCAUGAUUGGCGGCCAUGCUCAAUACGCAAAGGGAUACGUAGAGUCUACCAUUGGCAGUGUCACAGGAAACGCAGACUGGAAGCAAAGUGGAGAGAAGGAUAUGCAAGGAGGUAUUGGAGAAAUGAAGAAAGCAAACGAGAACAGGACAAGUGAACCUGCAGCGAGCGGAAUUGGUGGCCAAAUCGAGUCGGCAGCUGGACGCGUAGCGGGGUGUGAGGGUAUGGAGAAGGAGGGUGCGAUCAGACAGGAGAAAGCACAGUAG